This is a messenger RNA of Thlaspi arvense, 4506 nucleotides long. Lineage: Eukaryota; Viridiplantae; Streptophyta; Magnoliopsida; Brassicales; Brassicaceae. The record is from the annotation of a GenBank genome assembly.
AAAACCCAAAAUGUAGGAAAUUUAGAAAGUUAAUAAGUAAAAGAAGCAUGCAAGUAUUUGAUUUGAUCUUUUCAUAAAAGAAGCGAAAAACCAGAAAAGAUUCUGUGGGGAAACUCUUUGUUUUCUUUUAUCUUCUUCUCUCUGCUUCUUCGCUUUCUCUCAAUUAAUGAGAUCUCACCCAUAUCAUCGACUUCAACUACACCAAUCACAAAUCUCUAUCUCUCUUCUUCUAUCUCCUCCUCUCUCUUUCGCACUUCCGUAGUCAUUGUCUGUGAAUCAACUGUUCAUCAUCCCACAUAGCUCAUGGUCCAUGCAUCAUCAUUGACCAAGAUUCGAAGAAAAGGUUUUGCUCACAAAGAGUAUUUAAUAUAGGAAAAAAAAGAAACCCGUGUGAAAGCUCUUUGAUUUGACCAAAUGUGUUGGUAAAUCAUUUUGCAUUGAGGGGUGGGGGAUCUGGUUUUGGUGCAAAAGGAGGAGUCUUUCUUGUCUUUUAACAACCUCGCUGCGAUCAGAUUCAUAUCGUCUACAAGCAUUGACCAAUGGGGGGUUGUGUCUCCAAGAGUAAUUGGAGCAAUGAAGAGCCUAUGCAUCGACCGUGUCUUGGGAUGGGAUGUUGUGGGAGCAAAAUGGGGAAGAAAAUGGGCAUCGUUUCGCUUCACAACUUGGUUUCCAUACCGAAUCGGAUCACCAGCAACGGAAAGAGCAGGAGUUCUUGCAUUUUCACUCAGCAAGGACGCAAGGGUAUUAAUCAAGACGCGAUGAUCGUGUGGGAAGAUUUUAUGUCGAAAGAUGUGACAUUUUGCGGUGUUUUUGAUGGACAUGGUCCUCAUGGUCAUCUUGUUUCUCGUAAAGUCAGAGAAUCAUUGCCUGUAAAGUUACUGUCUUUCCUGAGUUCAAUUCAGUCGAAGCAAACUGGAUCCAUGGGAACUCGUACAAGCACCAAAUUCGACAGCCAAGAAGCUGACAAGGAAGAAUCUAGUGAGGUGGAUAAAUUGAAUUUCUUGUGGGAAGAAGCUUUCUUGAAAUCGUUCAAUGCUAUGGAUAAGGAACUGCGAUCCCAUCCUAAUCUGGAAUGCUUCUGCAGUGGGAGCACUGCUGUAACAAUCAUUAAACAGGGGUCAAAUUUAUUCAUGGGAAACAUUGGGGAUUCUCGGGCGAUUCUGGGAUCCAAAGAUAGCAACGAUUCCAUGGUUGCAGUUCAGCUUACAGUUGACUUGAAGCCUGACUUACCAAGGGAAGCAGAGAGGAUCAAACAGUGUAAAGGUCGGGUCUUUGCGCUGGAAGACGAACCAGAGGUGCCACGAGUCUGGCUACCAUUUGAUAACGCUCCUGGGUUAGCCAUGGCUAGGGCGUUUGGUGAUUUCUGUCUGAAAGACUACGGAGUGAUUUCAAUACCCGAGUUCUCUCACCGUGUUCUUACAGAUAGAGAUCAGUUCAUUGUCUUGGCUUCAGAUGGAGUAUGGGAUGUGCUAAGCAACGAAGAAGUGGUUGAGGUCGUAGCAUCGGCUUCAAGCCGGGCAUCAGCGGCUAGGCUAGUGGUGGAUUCAGCUGCACGCGAGUGGAAACUAAAGUACCCGACUUCGAAAAUGGACGAUUGUGCAGUUGUGUGUUUGUUCCUAGACGGGAAAAUGGACUCAGAUUCACCAGAUUACGAAGAACAAGGUUUCUCUUCAGCAACAAACGCAGUGGAAUCAGACGAAAGCCAGAGGACAGAACCGUGUCUUCAGAGAAACGUCACAGUCAGAUCAUCAUCGACGGAUCAAGGACACAACAGUUUCGGUAUCGUGAAUGCAGAGACUAAUGAUGCAGAGAAGGAGAAAACGACGGAGGGAGAACAGAACUGGUCGGGACUAGAAGGCGUUACUCGAGUGAACUCGCUUGUUCAGCUUCCGAGAUUCUCUGGUGAAAAACCGAAGACUUGAGAGUUGAGACAUUGGUUUUUGAUUGUUUUCAAGAAUUGGUUUUAGUCCCAAAGAAAGAAAAAAAGUCAUCUGAUUGCAUCUAUGCCCAAGCAUUAGGAGUUUAUAGGACUCGUCAAUUCAUAAAGCAUAUGUAAAUGUCUUAGGUCUUUGAUUUUUUCCAUAAAAUCAGUGGUUGAUGUUCACAACUCUAAAAAAAUCGAAACUUUGUGAGGAAAAAUAGUUUUUGCAACCAAAAAGGUCCCACCGAGACUUGAACUCGGGUUACUGGAUUCAGAGUCCAAUGUCCUAACCGCUAGACCAUGGGACCAUUUGACUCCAUUUCCUACAGAUAACUUUUUAAACGCAAAUAUGAUGUCCAAGAGUACCACUAUAUGGCCAAUGUCGCUGCAACACCGGUAGCCUGAGGAAAUUACCGAUGCGAAGACUUUACCGGAAGCCCUUCUAUGUUGCUGCUCUGAAUCGUCCGCGUAGUUCUUCAGAGUGCUUCUGUCUGCACAAAAAUGGCGGCUUUUUGUCGGAUGGUUCAGAGUGCUUGACUUCGCCAAGCUCGGGGACGAGUGUUAGGUGUGUGUUCAGUAGCAGUUCACUUCCUCCUCCCGAAUGGAUCGAACCCUUCAACGAUGUCUCCGAUUUGGUGAAAUCGACUCGUAAUCUCCAGCCAUCUCCAUGGGUAAGCCAAAUUCUCAACCUCCUCGAUGGCUCGGAUUCCAUGGAAUCGAAUCUUGAUGGUUUCUGCCGUAAGUUCCUUAUUAAACUACCUCCCAGUUUCGUCUCGUUUGUGUUGAAAUCCGACGAGAUUCGCGAAAAUCCCGGUGUUGCUUGGCGUUUCUUCUGUUGGGCUGGGAAGCAGAAGAAGUAUACGCAUAAGCUCGAGUGUUAUGUCUCCUUGGUUGAUGUUUUGGCUCUGGCGAAAGAUGUGGACAGGAUUAGGCUUGUCUGCAGUGAAAUCAGGAAAUUUGAGUUUCCAAUGACUGUUUCUGCGUCGAAUUCUUUGAUAAAGAGUUUUGGAAAGCUUGGAAUGGUGGAGGAGUUGUUGUGGGUUUGGCGCAAAAUGAAAGAGAACGGGAUUGAGCCAACUUUGUAUACUUAUAACUUUCUGAUGAACGGAUUAGUGAGCUCGACGUUCGUUGAUUCCGCGGAGCGUGUUUUUGAGGUUAUGGAAAGUGGCAGGAUCAAACCAGACGUUGUGACGUAUAACACGAUGGUCAAGGGUUACUGCAAAGCGGGACAGACACAGAAAGCUAUGGAGAAGCUUCGAGAUAUGGAGACGAGAGGCCUUGAGGCUGAUAAGAUCACGUAUAUGACAAUGAUCCAGGCUUGUUAUGCAGAUAGCGACUUUGGUUCUUGUGUGGCUUUGUAUCAAGAAAUGGAUGAGAAGGGACUUCAAGUCCCGCCUCAUGCGUAUAGUUUAGUGAUCGGAGGACUUUGCAAGGAGGGGAAAUUGAAUGAAGGGUAUGCUGUUUUCGAGAAUAUGAUCCGUAAAGGGUCUAAACCAAAUGUAGCUAUAUACACUGUUUUGAUAGAUGGUUAUGCGAAAUACGGAAGUGUUGAAGACGCUCUAAGGCUUUUACAGAGAAUGAUGAACGAAGGGUUUGAGCCCGACGUGGUAACUUAUUCAGUUGUUGUGAAUGGUUUGUGUAAAAGUGGAAGAGUGGAAGAGGCGUUGGACUAUUUCGAGGCUUGCCGGUUUAAAGGGUUAGCUAUCAAUUCGAUGUUUUAUUCUAGUCUCAUUGACGGUUUAGGAAAAGCGGGUCGGGUCGAUGAAGCAGAGAGGCUUUUCGAAGAGAUGUCUGAAAAGGGAUGCACUAGGGAUUCAUACUGUUACAAUGCACUGAUGGACGCGUUCACAAAGUCUGGGAAAGUCGAUGAAGCGUUAGCGCUGUUUAAGAGGAUGGAGGAAGAAGAAGGCUGUGAUCAAACGGUUUAUACAUACACGAUACUCAUAUCCGGAAUGUUUAAAGAACACAGAAAUGAAGAGGCGUUAAAGCUUUGGGACAUGAUGAUCGACAAAGGCAUUACACCAACCGCAGCUUGCUUCAGGGCAUUAUCGACAGGGCUUUGUUUGUCGGGCAAAGUGGCGAGAGCGUGUAAGAUUUUGGAUGAGUUAGCUCCAAUGGGUGUGAUUCUUGAUGCAGCUUGCGAAGACAUGAUUAACACGUUGUGUAAAGCUGGUCGGAUUAAGGAAGCUUGUAAAUUGGCUGAUGGGAUCACUGAGAGAGGAAGAGAAGUGCCUGGGAGGAUCCGUACUGUUAUGAUCAAUGCCUUGAGGAAAGUGGGAAAAUCAGAUUUAGCUAUGAAGCUAAUGCAUAGCAAAAUUGGGAUUGGUUAUGAGAGAAUGGGUAGUGUUAAAAGGCGUGUCAAGUUUAAAACUUUACUUGAAACCUUUGAUCCUGACUUUUAAAUUUUGUUUCUCUUCUGAUUCAGUUUACGUUUAGUUUUCUUGUCGUUUAGUUAUGAAUGUAAAACAUCAAUCGCAUGCACUUUGUAAACAAAUUUGGAACGCAGUUUCUAAAUUGCGUUAACUUUUUUGUGUGGUUGACCAAUUUAGAACCUUGAUCAAAAAAUUUGGCCGGUUUUACUUCAA